Molecule: messenger RNA, 1870 nt
Organism: Rhinichthys klamathensis goyatoka
Lineage: Eukaryota; Metazoa; Chordata; Actinopteri; Cypriniformes; Leuciscidae
Gene: ptpn18
Product: protein tyrosine phosphatase non-receptor type 18
Exons: 17
Coding region: 218-1768 (516 amino acids)
Biological process (GO): peptidyl-tyrosine dephosphorylation
Cellular component (GO): cytoplasm; nucleus
Molecular function (GO): non-membrane spanning protein tyrosine phosphatase activity
Source: RefSeq, a predicted model, not a curated record
ACGGCUGAUGAUUGACAACGCUGUACAUGAAGUUGACCAUUGACCAACAACAAUCAGCGGGAGAAACUUCCCUGUGUCAGGUUUGCUGCCUGGAUAACUUUACCAAGACGGAAACAGGGCAUAUUAGCGGCUAAAUGAUCAUAUAUUUGUGAUAAAGAAAGUUCAAAGAGUAUCAAAAAGGACACAGUAAGAUGCUGAUGAGAGUGAUUAAAUUGUGAUGGAAGCGCACCUGUUGAAGUUCGUGGAGCGGGUCCGCAGUUUGUCCGACCAUGACAGCAGUGGAGACCAACUCAUCUCCACCGAGUUCAGCUUGAUACGACGGAAAAGUGCAUCAUUGAAAGAGGAAUAUGGCCUGACAACUGUGGCAGGAGAAAUCAAAGAAAAUGUGAAGAAAAACCGCUAUAGGGAUAUUCUACCCUAUGAUCAGACCAGAGUCUGUCUAACUCCAACCACAUCUGAAUAUGAGUCUGAUUAUAUUAAUGCCAGCUUCAUCAAGGGAGCUGCUAAGAACAAGAUGUAUAUUGCCACCCAAGGCCCUGUGAGCAGCACUGUGGUUGAUUUCUGGCGUAUGAUUUGGCAACACAAUGUAAAGGUCAUAAUCAUGGCUUGUCGCGAGAUUGAGAUGGGAAAAAAAAAAUGUGAAGUCUACUGGGCAUCAACCACAGACACAUCCACUUUUGGUCCCUUUACUGUCUCAACUUUUGAGGAGUUGCGACCAAAUGAGGAAGUCGUUGUUCGGACGUUGGUGGUAAAAUAUUGUGAUGAAGCUCGUAAAGUGUUUCAUUUCCAGUAUACUGCCUGGCCGGACCAUGGAAUUCCAGACAUGCCGGAUGGCAUUCUGGGUAUGAUGGAGUUGGCUCGCCAAAAACAGAGGAACCAGACGGACCCUGUAGUGAUCCACUGCAGUGCCGGGUGCGGUAGAACCGGGGUCAUUUGUGCUGUUGACUAUGUCAAUGAUCUACUACUGACAGAGCAAAUACAAGAGGAUUUUAAUAUAUUUGACCUGAUAUUUGAGCUCAGAAGACAGAGACCUUCAGCUGUGCAGACCAAGGAGCAGUAUGGAUUUGUCUUUCAUACGGUUGCUCAGAUGUUUCAGAAGGUCUUGCAGGUGAAAAACAAGAAUACAGAGACUUCGACCCCUCUGUACAUCAAUGCGGUUUCACCAAAGGCUUCAUUGAAAUCAGGAUCAUUAGGCAGCUUCAACGUACCUUCUAAAACACGAAAUCCUCCUCUCAAGCCCAGGCUUUCUCACCCUCUUCCUCAGACCAGGAUGAACGACACUUAUGCGGUCGUCAACAAGCCAAAACUGCAGCCCCCCAGCUCUGCCCCCCAUUCGGUCACUGUUCAUCACUAUGACAAUGCUAAUUCAGAGAAAAGCAAUAAGAUCGCUGUCUACAGUGCAGUUAAACCUAAAAACAGACCUGGAUCACUUCUGCCUCCUCCCACCUCACCGGUUUAUGACAGAUUAACGUCAGCCAAUCAGAGAGGAGGACUGUCACCUAAAGUAAUGGACCAUGACGAUUAUGAGCUAUUGCCAGGGGAGUUGAGGUCCAUGAAUAGAGAUGCACAGCCACAAGGUCCUCUUUCACGAUCCCCAAGUGCAACUGGGAGCCAAUCUUCUAUAGAUGAUGAUUAUGAAUAUGUGUCUAGCGUUGUCAGGGACACCAACAGCCCAUUUGCCCCGGCCGGCCUGGGUUUCAACUGUCGCAUAAAGAAACCCAAAGGCCCACGAGAUCCACCGGCCGAAUGGAGUCGCGCAGAAAGUUGAAACCGCAACAGGUUUAGGUUUAAAAAAAGUGAACCUGAUGCACAGCUAUUUGUACACUGGGUAAUAGAGCAUCUAUUUAUUUCCUUCAGACGUUUCGCUUCU